AUGCUCCCCCUCGCACUCAAGGUCCUCUGGCUCGUCCUCUCCGUCCUCGGCACCGCGAGCGCCUGGGCCGUGCUCAUCCCCUUCGCGCACGCCGUCGGCGCAGCCUGGGCCCCCGUGCUCUACUGCCUCGCCGUCACCGUCCUCCAGGGCGCCUUCUGCCUCGGCAUGAUAUGGCGCAUGGACACGCACCGCAUGCCGCACGCAUUCUGCGUCGCACAGACCGCCCUCAUGUCCGUCUCCGGCCACGUCCUCGCCGGCGUCUGCGCCUCCUUUACCGCCGCGCUCUACCUCUCCGUCCACAGGCCCCAGCGCCUCCAGAACACACCCUCGCCCCUCGCCUGGCGCGCGGGGUACCUCUGGCUCGUCGGCGUGUUCCCCGCCGCCGCGUUCGCCGCCUACCUCACGGUCAUCCUCCGCCUCGACGCCGUGCGGCCGUCCAACGACAUGUACUGCGACGCCACGAGCCCCCUCUGGCCCCGCCUGCUCAGCUACGCCGGCGCCCCGCUCCUCCUCGCCGCCCCAUCCCUCGUCCUCUCCUCCCUCACGGGCUGCCGCAUCAUCAAGAUGCAUAGCCAGACGCGCCGCUGGAGAUACACCCAUGCGUCGCGCCCGUCGUUCACGCGCUCGCUGCCGUAUUCAUCCUCAGCGGCGGCGGCGUUCGAGCCGGCUGACGUGCGAUUGGACGUGAAGCGCCCGGCGUCCCCGCUCCCCCACGCUCUUCCUCUUCCUCAUCCUCAUAUCCAUCCUCACGCUCUUCCACUCCCUCUCACACCCCAUCCCCACCCCGCUCCAUCCUCGACAAAAGCCUCCGCCUCCGCCUCCGAAUCCACCCUCCACGCCUCCCUCUCCCAACACACGCACACGCACGCACAUACACACACACCGCCGCCGCCGCUCCCCCCACUCGAUCUCUCCAUCCUCCCGCCCUUCUCUCUUCCCCUUCCCCCGUCCCUUCCCCCGCCUUCUCCCUCCCCCGCAUCCACGCACGCCUCCCUCGCAACUACAACUACCGCUACCACCACUGCCACCACCACUUCCUCGCGCCGCUCGCCCUCCCCGUCUCCAAUCACCUUCGCCCCCGUCCCGCCGCCGCUCCCGCGCCCUCGCCACGGCCCAGCCGGCGCCCCGAGCAGCGACCCGGCCGCGCGGUACAUGCCCGCGUUCCCCGACCCCGGCGCGUUCGGCGCGUACGACGCGUUUGCGGUCCCCCCGGGCCCGGCGGGGGCGGGGGCGGGGGCGGCGAUGGUAGAUCGCGAGGCGUCUGCGCUGGCGGGUCUUGUUGGCGUCGCUGGCGCGCGGGCGGAUUCGGACGAGGCGCGCGAGGAGGAGGCGGGGGCAAAGAUGGGGGACGCGGGGGACGAGAUCACGCUCGAGGUGCUGCGGUGGGCGCGCGACGACGACGGCGACGACGAAUAUCAGGACAACGACGACCACGGGCCCAGCGCGAAGGGCGCCUCUGCAGGGCGCGCGCUGUCCCUGCCCCUGUCGCC
Molecule: messenger RNA, 1490 nt
Organism: Heterobasidion irregulare TC 32-1
Lineage: Eukaryota; Fungi; Basidiomycota; Agaricomycetes; Russulales; Bondarzewiaceae
Exons: 5
Source: RefSeq, a predicted model, not a curated record